AUGGCCCAAACUCUAUAUUUCCCUCUUCUCCUCAUUGCUCUCUGCUCCAUAUCUGAAUGUGUUCAGCGUCAAUAUUACUUCAUAAAUGUGUACAAGAACUGGACUGAAGCUCAGAGAUACUGCAGAGAGAAAUACACAGAUCUGGCCACCGCUGACAACAUGAAUGACAUGAUGCAGCUUAAUAAGAGUGUGAAUGAUUACCGUGUCUGGAUUGGUCUUCAGAAGACCCAUGAGAAUAAAUGGCAUUGGUCUUCAGGAGAUCCUGCACUCUUUCUGAACUGGGCAUCUGGGCAACCAUACAGCAAUGAUAAUUGUACUGUUAUGAGAUAUGGACAGUGGAAUGUUGGGCCAUGUAGCAACAUCUAUUUCUUCAUCUGCUACAACACGAGCACAGGACUGGUGUUUGUCAAUCAGACGAUGAACUGGAGAGAUGCUCAGAGUUAUUGCAGACAGAAUCACAUUGAUCUGGUCAGUGUGAGGAACCAGAAUGAGAAUCAACAGCUGGAGAAGUUCAUUAAUGACAGAAACUCAUCUGGAGCUCCAGUCUGGAUCGGUCUGUUCAGAGACCCAUGGCAGUGGUCAGAUCAGAGUGACUCCUCAUUCAGAUACUGGAAAACUGGUGCACCUUUUGAUCAAGAAUAUGAAGGCUGUGUUGGGGUUGAACACUACACUCAGGGACAUUGGGAUGAAUACUUUUGUAGUUCCCAGAAUACUUUUAUAUGUUAUGAAGAUAAACUGAUUGUGAUCCAGCAGAAUCUUUCAUGGUCUGAAGCUCUGAGAUACUGCAGACAGAAUCAUGUGGAUCUGGUCUCGGUUCAGUCAGUGGAGAUGCAGCGUCGUGUGAUGAACGUGGUUAAACUGGCGUCUACUGAGGCGGUGUGGUUGGGUUUACACAACUACUGCAGCAUGAACAUGUGGCUCUGGCUGAGUGGAGACAUGGUGUGCUAUCAGAACUGGGCUCCAGGGAACGGCAGCACACCGGAAAACUGCAAACUGGAGAACAUAAAAGGAGCAGUUCAGUCUGGAGGAGAUCAGACCUGGAUCAGCCUUCCUGAAUCUCACAGACUCAACUUCAUCUGCACUAACUACUGAGAGAAGAUGUGUCUGUGUGUUUACUCACAUUCACUGUGUUUUAACAAGCUAAUCUGCUAUAUGUGCUUUAAAAAUAGGCAAACAUUUUACUUCUGUAUUUUAUCUAUCAUGAAAUAAUUUGUUCUUAACAAAGUUUUAUCAUCAAUGUUUACGAUCAAGGUUCUUCUGUUUAAGGUUUAGGAUUCUUUAGAUGUGAUGUGUGUGUGUUUUCAGAAACUGUUUUCUAGAUCUGCUGGUGUUUGGUCUCUUUAUGUGUUGCUCUGAUCAUAUAAAUGACUGGCUGAAUGUGAUUCUGUGAGCUGCAGAUCUUCAGUAAAACAUGGUUUGUGUCUGAGCUGAAUCAAAUCUGCUUUAUUCA
Messenger RNA from Danio aesculapii, 1450 nucleotides. RefSeq names its product C-type mannose receptor 2-like. Lineage: Eukaryota; Metazoa; Chordata; Actinopteri; Cypriniformes; Danionidae. Bases 1 to 1092 code for a protein of 363 amino acids. The transcript is spliced from 4 exons. The record is from RefSeq and is a predicted model, not a curated record.